UCAGCCUUUUUAAAAUGUAAUUAGUUCUAUGUUUGUCUUUGACAGGUUUUUAGUUCGUGUUUCGUACCUGGAGAUUUACAAUGAGGAAGUGCGGGAUUUGCUGGGCAAGGACCAGUUGCAAAGGCUUGAGGUCAAAGAAAGACCUGAUGUUGGCGUGUACAUCAAAGAUCUCUCUGGUUAUGUUGUAAAUAAUGCUGACGACAUGGACAGGAUUAUGACUCUCGGUCACAAAAAUCGAUCCGUCGGUGCUACAAACAUGAAUGAGCACAGCUCCCGCUCUCAUGCCAUCUUCACCAUCACCAUCGAGUGCAGUGAGAAGGGUGUGGAUGGUAACCAGCAUGUGCGCAUGGGAAAGCUUCAUCUUGUAGAUCUGGCAGGCUCAGAAAGACAGGGCAAAACCGGAGCCACAGGCCAGCGUUUGAAGGAAGCAACGAAGAUCAAUCUGUCCCUCUCCACCCUGGGUAACGUUAUCUCCGCCCUGGUGGACGGCAAGAGCACUCACGUCCCGUACAGAAACUCCAAACUGACCCGUUUGCUUCAGGAUUCACUGGGAGGAAACUCCAAGACCAUGAUGUGUGCAAAUAUAGGUCCUGCAGACUACAACUAUGACGAGACCAUCAGUACCUUGCGCUAUGCUAACAGGGCUAAAAACAUCAAAAACAAAGCCAGAAUCAACGAAGAUCCCAAGGACGCCCUUCUACGGCAGUUUCAGAAAGAGAUCGAGGAGCUCAAAAAGAAACUGGAAGAGGGGGAAGAGAUUUCUGGGUCAGAAGGCAGCGGAUCAGAGGAGAUGGACGAAGGGGACGAUGAUGCAGGAGAGGCAGGAGAAGGCCGACGGAGGAAGAGGGACAGUUGUGAUAUCAGCAGAAGUAAUAGUUCAGAAUUUACCGACACUUCCUCAGUGCCGCCACCCACUGACGCCGACCUGCGGGAUAGCCAAAGAGGAAGGAAGAAGGUUUCUCCGGACAAGAUGGUGGAGAUGCAGGCAAAGAUCGAGGAAGAAAGAAAGGCUCUGGAAGCCAAGCUGGACAUGGAGGAGGAGGAGAGGAACAAGGCAAGAGCAGAGCUGGAGAAAAGAGAGAAGGAUCUUCUCAAAGCCCAACAGGAGCAUCACCUCCUGCUGGAGAAAUUGUCGGCUUUAGAGAAGAAGGUGAUUGUAGGUGGAGUGGAUCUUCUCGCUAAGGCCGAGGAGCAGGAGAGGCUCCUAGAGGAAUCGAAUAACGAGCUCGAGGAGCGUCGCAAGCGAGCAGAGCAGCUACGCAAGGAGCUGGAAGAGAAAGAGCAAGAACGUUUAGAUAUAGAAGAGAAGUACACAAGUCUGCAGGAGGAAGCUCAAGGAAAGACCAAAAAGCUGAAGAAGGUGUGGACCAUGCUAAUGGCUGCCAAGUCAGAAAUGGCCGAUCUGCAACAAGAGCACAACAGAGAGAUUGAGGGCCUCCUGGAAAACAUCCGCCAGCUGAGUCGAGAACUGAGGCUCCAGAUGCUCAUCAUAGAUAACUUUAUUCCCCAGGAAUACCAGGCGAUGAUAGAAAAUUAUGUCCACUGGAAUGAAGAUAUUGGAGAAUGGCAGCUGAAAUGUGUGGCUUACACUGGCAAUAAUAUGAGAAAACAAACCCCAGUGCCAGACAAGAAAGAGAAAGAUCCAUUUGAGGUGGAUCUGUCCCACGUGUAUCUAGCAUAUACAGAGGAGAGCAUGCGGCAAUCCCUGAUGAAACUAGAGAGGCCCAAAGCCUCUAAAGGCAGUAAAAGUGGCAGACCGAAGACCGGCCGAAGGAAAAGAUCCACAAAACCAGACACAGUGAUCGAUUCCCUUCUGCAGUGAUGAUGUGGAGGUCAACAUUUCACUACAGCUUUACCUUGACUUCAGCUUUGAUGUAACGUAAAAAAAACUAUUUAGUCCUGCUUAUGGUCGAACAGUAAUAGAUUUUGAUCGCACACUGCACAAGAUGGUAAGGUUUUAAAUGUGAUCAAGCGGCACCUUUUAUUAGGAGAACAACCACUUGAAAAUAGGACACAACGAAAGACGAUCUGCUUGAAGCAGUGCCUUGCAACUGUCCAGGCCUCUUCUAUUGUUUCCACAUUUUGCCACAUUGGAACCACAAACUUCAAUGUAUGUUGUUUGGAUUUUAACAGAGACAAAUGCAUAACUGGGAAGCGUAAUGGAAACGACGCAUUGCUUUCAACAUUCCUCACAAAUGGAGACCUGAAAGUGUGGUGCGCAUUUGUAUUCAGAGCCUUCAGGGUUUUGUCUCUACUGGCUCUGUAUGGACAAGACACCAUUCACCUUGUGCAACAUUGUGGAUGCUGUGUUUAAGAUGAUGAGAUGCAGUAUUAGUUUAUCGCAUAGCAAUUUCCAGGGAGGACAGGUAGCUCUCGCGGUUUUUUAUUUUAUUUUGUUUUUAUAAGCUGGAUCCUCUAAUUGGUCUGCAACAAACUGCAACAGGGCUUUAUUUCAGCAGUGGCAUUCAAAGACCAGAUGUGUGCAAAUAGUAGUUGACCUGACAACAGGGUCUUCCAACUGAGCUGUGGAGCUCUGCAGCUCCUGCAGAGCUACUUGAGACUGACCUGUUAACAUUCUUCCUUCAUAAAGCAGUUUUAUACUGAGAUUAAAUCACAUAUAGAUGGGCUUUGUUUUACACCGAGGUGACUUCUGAAGUUAUGUUGCAUUUUAUCUAGGGAUAUCAGAAGGAAAUGGGCUGAAAACAAAUGCACGCCACACUUUUUGGAAACUAUGUACCAUUUCCUUUACAUUUUUAAUAUUCAGCACCUUUGGAUUGUCUAUGAAUAAUUUAAAGUUUUUGUUAUAUCGUGACAAAAUGAGAACUGGUACAAGGGGAGUUAAGGCUUUUGCAAGGCGCUUCAGUCAGAUUGUUUGAAAUGACAUCACAACGCUGGCCUACAAACAGCAACACCUUUAAAGCUGCUUCCAAGUGUCCUGUUAAACACAUUUAUCUCAGAAAUUAAACUUUGACUGUUUUGCUUCUCAUAAAUUAACAUAUUUCUGUUCAAUGAAAAACUGAAUACACUCUAAUCGGAUUCUAGUUGGUCAAAUUGUUCUAUUGCAAUUUAGUUCAAUUCAGCUGAAGCGCGUAAAACUUUCUAAACUGUUUUCUUUAAUAGGUCAGAAGCAUUAAGGGCAUGCAUGCCGUUUAGCUCUUAUGUCUGUGCCAUUUCCUUCACUUCAGUCAAGUUUUUAUUUUCAACACUUGUUGUGAUGCACCAUAAAUCUAUGUAUCUGUAUCCCUUAUGCACUUGUAUGGCUUUUUUAUGUUUUGGUCUUAAGUGGAUGUAAGCUAGCUUUUUUUGUUGUUGUUGUAGUGUAUGUCAAAUGUUUACACCAACAAACAUCUGGAUUUUAUUUAAUAAAUUAUUCAUGUCUGA
Messenger RNA from Poecilia latipinna (sailfin molly), 3381 nucleotides. It is a transcript of the gene kif3a, whose product is annotated as kinesin family member 3A. Gene Ontology annotation, molecular function: microtubule motor activity; ATP binding; microtubule binding. The coding region runs from base 29 to 1822 and encodes 597 amino acids. Gene Ontology annotation, biological process: microtubule-based movement. NCBI's taxonomy places the organism in Eukaryota, Metazoa, Chordata, Actinopteri, Cyprinodontiformes, Poeciliidae. The record is from RefSeq and is a predicted model, not a curated record. The transcript has 16 exons.